Molecule: messenger RNA, 1063 nt
Organism: Rhododendron vialii
Lineage: Eukaryota; Viridiplantae; Streptophyta; Magnoliopsida; Ericales; Ericaceae
Product: putative fasciclin-like arabinogalactan protein 20
Exons: 1
Coding region: 20-1063 (347 amino acids)
Source: RefSeq, a predicted model, not a curated record
AUCUCUCUCCUCCUCCACCAUGGCCACCACAACUCUCCUCCUCCUCCUCUCUCUCAUCCCUCUCUCUCUCCUCCCCCUCUCCUCCCCACUCCCUACCGACGCCGUCUUCAACGCCGCCGAGAUCCUCUCCAACUCCGGCUACGUCUCCAUGUCCCUCACCCUCCAACUCAUCUCCCCCUCCCUAAUCACCACACCACCAACCACCUCCCCCUCCUCCCAACCACCCCCGCCACGCGCCGCCACCAUCUUCUCCCCCUCCGAUGCCGCCUUCGCCGCCUCAGGCCAGCCCUCCCUCUCCCUCCUCCACCUCCACUUCUCCCCCCUCGCCUUCUCCCUCGAAACCCUCCGCUCCCUCCCCUACGCCACCCGAAUCCCGACCUUGUCCCCCGGCAACUCCCUGGUCGUCACCACACCCGAUCCCACCCGCCCCGUCUCCCUCAACAACGUCACCAUUACCGGCUCCCCCAUAUUCGACGACGGAUCUCUGAUCGUAUUCGGCAUCGACGCGUUCUUCGACCCUCACUUCGUCGUUCCUCCUCGAAUUCACGUCCCUAUCCCUAGCUUCAGGUGCCUCGCUUCCCAAACGACUCCAACGCCGCCGUUUAGUUCCUACUCUUUUGCCGAAGCUUCUAGGGUGCUGAGAUCCAGAGAGUACUCUGUUAUGGCAUCAUGUCUUGAUCUGCAACUGCCAGGGCUUCUUCACCGACCGAAUUUAACGGUGUUUGCUCCUGUGGAUGAUGUGUUGGUGGAUUUGGUUCACAAUUUCAGCAAUUACGCGGCGGUUUUUCGCCAACACGUGGUGCCGUGCAGGCUGACGGGGACUGAUCUUAGUGACUUGGAAGAGGGAGCGGUGUUGAGGACAUUUGAUGAUGGAUUUGGUGUCGCAGUUGCAAAGGCUAACGAUGAGUUGGUGGUUAAUGGAGUUCCCGUGACGUUUCCGGACAUGUACAGCAGUGACUGGCUUGUUGUUCACGGUCUCCGCCGAGUGAUUGGGGAGGCGCCGGAGACCUCGCCUGAGUUUGGCGGCGAGGAGAGGAUCGGACCUGAUCGUAACGAGUUUUGA